This is a messenger RNA of Haliotis rubra (blacklip abalone), 2952 nucleotides long. RefSeq names its product CWF19-like protein 2. Gene Ontology annotation, biological process: mRNA splicing, via spliceosome. The transcript has 18 exons. Lineage: Eukaryota; Metazoa; Mollusca; Gastropoda; Lepetellida; Haliotidae. Gene Ontology annotation, cellular component: post-mRNA release spliceosomal complex. The coding region runs from base 29 to 2881 and encodes 950 amino acids. The record is from RefSeq and is a predicted model, not a curated record.
UCAUCGUCAGAGUUACGUCCCCUGCAAAAUGGCUGGGAUAAACUUUAAAAGUAAAACAUCCAUUGACCAAGAAAGGGAAUACUUGCAGAAAGCGAGGGACAAUGUUCUUGAAAAGGCAAAGAGCAAAUAUGACAGAGAGGAAAGGCGCCGACAGGAAGCUGCAGCACGGGGAGAGGACCGGUGGAUGCUGCCAGCCAUCACAGACAGGAUACAAUCUGAUAGCAAGACUGCAGAAAAGGCAAAAAGGAAACAGAAGAAGGAGAAAAAGAAAUUAAAGAAAGAAAAGAAGAAAAAGAAGAAAAAACAUGUUUCCUCAGACAGUGACUCAGACUCUGGUUCUGAUUCCGAUGACCAGUGGGUUGAGAAGUCCAGUAGUGUGUCAGCCGCUCCCAAGGAAUCUGUCCGUCCAGUGAUGGGACCCACUCUUCAGAGAGACAGCUGGAUGGAAGAGGCCGGGUUGUUUGACAUACCCUCGACAUCCAGGAAGGAGAUCCGAGAAAGACAGAUGAGAAUAAAAGAGGAGAAGAAUGCAGAAAUAUCCAAAGAGAAAGAGGCUGCACGGAUGAAGAUAGAGUUGAACCCCUACUGGCAAAAUGGAGGAACUGGAUUACCAGAGGAAAACCCUUCCAAGUCGAAAGCAAAAAGCAACCAUUCAGGGGUAGGAGAUGGAGGGUUGUCAUGGUUACUAAAAUCGUUUGAGAGAUGCAAGCAGCAGGCAGCCGAGGAGGGUCGAAGUCUGGAGGAGAUGGCAGCAGAAAGAUGGGGGUCUUUGAAGAAAUUUGAGAAGAUGCUUGCUGAUGCAGAGAAAAAGGAGAGAAGGCAAUCAAAAAGAGGACCUUCACCUCCUAGAUGGAAGAAAGAAAGGUCAAGGUCACCUACAAGAAGUAGUCGAAGGUCGUCUCGAUCUCCUCGUCGCAGUAGGUCAAGGUCACCGAAUAGGGCCAGGAAAAGAAGCUAUUCCAGAUCUCCUGAGAAACAGAGCUAUAGGUCAAGGUCACCAAGUUCAAAACAUGGUAGAUCUUCUCAAACUGAUCACAGCAAAGAUGGUAGAAAUUUUAUGAAACCCGGUGAUUCAACAAGAGACAGGCGAUCUGAUGACUCUGCGCCGAGGAGGACUUUCAUGAAACCCGGUGAGUCACGGUCUGAUGACUCUAGGUCAAGGUCAUUCAUGAGACCUGAUGACUCUAGAUCCAAUAGUGAUAGUUCAAGAUCUAGAACUUUCAUGAGGCCUGAUGAUGGAGGUGAUUCACGGUCUAAAGGGGACUCAAAGAGAUUUAUGCGGCCUUCAGAAAAUCAGGAUGAGGAACCACGAAACCAACGUCAAUUUGUUCAACCUGCAGAUGACAACUCACGAAGACAUUCACGUGAAUCUAACAACCACCAGUCUUCAAGAUCAGAUCACAGAUCAAGUAAUGAUGUCCCAAGAUGGAAGAAGAAAGGCUAUGAAAAGCCUAACGACUCUCAAUCAUCAAGGGAAGAAGAGACAAGGUCAAGGUCACAUAGAGACUCCAGAGAUUAUGGACGUUCCAGGAAAAGGUCUUGGUCAUACUCUUCAUCAAGUACAGACAGCAGCAGCAGUAGCAGUAGUUCAGAGUCUGAGGCAGAUACUGCGCCAUCUAGUGAGGAGGUGGAGGCAACUCCUGCUGUUGAGAUCCUGUCACCACAAGAGUUAAAUGCUCUUGGAGCCAAAAUUCUUAAAGCUGAAAUAAUGGGAAAUAAUGCCCUGGCUGAAGAACUGAAAGCAAAGCUAGAUGCUGCUCGUAAGGUCAUUGAGGAAAAUCCUCAGCUGGCAGCCAAACAUGAGAAGCAGGGUCAAGGUGAACCUGAGGAGGUCGUGCUGACCCGCACAACCCGUGGGGGACUAGUACAGCCUCUGCCUGAUGCUAAACAUGACCGAGAGACAGGAGGAAAGAGGCGGAGGAAGAAGAAUGUUCAGACCCAUGGAGGUGGAGGCGAGCGAGAGAGGUAUUUUGACGAUGAUGACCAGCACAGCCUGAAGUCUCUGGUUGAGAGGGAGAAGAUGGGAACAGCGGAGGAUCAGAACGCCAUGUUUGCCCGACUGGCUGGAAGGGCUGCUGAGAAGACAGACGAGGACUUCCAAGUGGAUGAUGUGUUUAUAAGUAAAGCUGCACGUAAACAGUCUGAAGCUCAGAAUGAGGAGAAAGAUCGAGCCAGGUCUAUCAUGGAACAUAAGAAGAUGGCGACUGCAAUGGAGAAAUGUAGAUUCUGCUUUGACAAGGUGCCGAAACAUCUCAUUAUAGCCAUUGGUCUUAAGGUGUAUCUGUGCCUCCCGAACCACCGAUCCCUGACCCCGGGUCACUGUCUGAUUGUACCAAUGCAGCAUGUCACAGCCGGGACUGUCGUUGAUGAGGAUGUGUGGCAGGAAGUACAGACAUUCCGAAAGUGCCUGGUGCGUAUGUUUGAAUCCCAGGACCAGGAUGUCGUGUUUAUGGAGACCAGCAUGCACCAGAAGUACCUCCCACACAUGAGCAUGGAGUGUAUUCCUAUGGAGAAGGAGACAGGGGACCUGGCACCCAUCUACUUCAAGAAAGCAAUACAGGAUGCUGGCCCGGAGUGGUCAAACAACAAGAAACUGGUUGAUCUCAGCUGCAAGGACAUCAGACACUCGAUCCCCAAGGGUUUCCCCUACUUCAGCGUGGACUUCGGGCUGCAGGGUGGGUUCGCACACGUCAUUGAAGAUGAACAGACCUUUCCAUCCUACUUUGGUCGAGAGAUUGUGGGUGGCAUGGUUGAUGCUGAACCAGGACUAUGGAGGAAGCCCCACAAGGAGAGCUUCGAUGUCCAGCGCAAAAAGGUCCUGGAAUUUUCUGCAUGGUGGAAACCAUUUGACUGGACGCUGGACCUGCAAGCAAAUGACUGAAUCAUUUAACAAGAAAAUGCUGUUGUAAAUACUGUAUUAUUUGUACAUUGUUCAAUAAAACUAUCAUUCUG